This is a messenger RNA of Lindgomyces ingoldianus, 519 nucleotides long. RefSeq lists its product as uncharacterized. The record is from RefSeq and is a predicted model, not a curated record. Bases 1 to 519 code for a protein of 172 amino acids. Lineage: Eukaryota; Fungi; Ascomycota; Dothideomycetes; Pleosporales; Lindgomycetaceae. The transcript has 4 exons.
AUGCUCAUAUCCGAUUAUCUUUUUUGUCCGAGAAAUCUUCAGUCAUUCGCUUCUCAAUAUCUUCAUUUAGUUGUCGUUUCUCUCCGAACUGCAUAUCUAGAGGUUUGCAGUGGCAAACCCACAACUUCCACCAAAUAUCCAUGCUUCAAACCCGACAAAGGUCAUAUUACACGCAACCUCGCUCUUAACCUCUUCACACACACGCAUGGGACCUUAUCGCAUUUAAUAAGGAGUAAGGAAUCCCUGCAUAGCUGCACUAAUGAAGGCGUGGGUAGGGAAGCGGACGCCUCUGUUUAUGGAAGUUUAUGGAAAUGCGGAAAAGAGGGGCCGGUUACCAGUGAUCUAUCGUGUAUUGUCACUCGUUAUUUAAGCCGCCAUUGUUGCGAUUUACUUCCGCUAUCAAUAGAAGACUACCAUCCUCCGUCGGUGGCCAACGAUGAUCUCUCAUUGUGGAGUAAAAUUUUGAACGGGAUCUUACCUCCAAGACUGCAGCUGAGAAGUUGUUGUGGGCAACUAUAG